UUUGAGAUCAUCGACCCGCUGACAAUCGAAAAAAUUGUCACCAACAAGGCAGCUUAUUAUGUAAAGAUCAGCGCUCUACCGGGGUGGACUAAGCCUGAAUUAAAUGAGACAAUUCCAGGAUUCACCAUCUGGAUUGAUGAGGCACAAGCUUUGAGAAAGUACGAGUUCCUAUGCGCAAAAUCCGAGAAGUAUGUCCCAUACACCGAGUUUGUUAUGCAGGAUGUCAGAUUCUCCUAUUAUACCGAGGGAAAUUUCCAGACUUUUAAAGCCAAAGGAGAUUACUAUUUAAAAUCAGGAACUUUGUUCAAGACGGAAGUAAAGAAAAGCGGAGGAGUGUAUGCCACGGGGAACGCUGACUCAGCUAAUUUUGGUGAUAUGAUGGCGUCCUUUGGUUUGGAUCCACACUAUUUACCGGAACCUUUCAUUAAGGCAUUGACACGAGUUGGCAUCUGGAAUUUUACCAUGGCUCCUGCCCAGUUACUUAGAAAUCUGCAGAGAAAUGGAGUAUUUAGAUUCACAGCAUCCAUCGACGCCCUUGGAGUGCCAGUCCACGUUGAAGUUUUGGCAGGCAUCAGAUUUGCAAGGCCGACAUUUGCUGUUGGAUUUUCCUUCGAUCGUGGGUCGUUUGGAAGGCUGGCAGAAAAACUGUCUGGAAUCGACGUUGAUUUCCUGGACAAAUUUGGUGUAGAGCUCGAGAUUGGCGUAUCUUUCCACCCUCCGAGUGGCUUAGGAUUUCAACAACUCUAUGUCGAUUCAGAGACAAAGUUUUCCAAGGAACCGCUUCAUAGUUACAUCUACACAAGUGUUCCUCAAGGUAUCUUCGCUGUAGCUCAGGUUGUCCUUCCAAAAGACUGUAAAGGCAACAAAUUCUGUGAAAUUAUGAAGAUGAUUGUAGGGCCGACAAUUAAAUGGUAUAUCACUGGUCACUUUGAAUGGAAGAAGAUCCGAAUCGCUACCGGGUUCGCUAAUGUUCGCAUCCAAGAUGGCCUUUACUUUCACAAGCUUGAACUCUACGUCGAGGCGGACUGGAAUGAUACAAAAGUAAAUACUAAAAUAGGUUUCCGUGCUGAUAUCAAAGUACCAGUGAAAGGCGAAGUUUUCUUUGAUGGAAUCAAGGCUCCAGAGAGCGCUCUUUUUCUGGUUGGUGGGUUGGCAUACGACUUUACAGAGCAGGUAGUGAGCGGAAUUCUGGGAAUGAGAGGAUUCUGGCGCAAAGCAUUCUCCAUCGACUUUCUUGGCAUUGGUAACAUUUAUCUUGGUUUGACCUACCAAGUUGGGGUACCUUUACCUAUUACCGGUGUCAAGUUUGGAAUGGGAAUCGAAUAUGGAUACGACUGUCUUAAACCUGGAGACUUUACUAAUGAAGGGCAUUGUUUUGGAGGCAGUGGCUACUUUGGGGUUGGACAGCCACAGUUCUUCUUCGCUGAAAUGACAGCAAUGACUCUCGGGAAAAUUAUACGCCUCUUGGGAUUCACAUUUGAACUUCCACCUCCAAUAGCUCAGUCUGGCUUCCCAGAAGGCGCUGCGGGCUCAUACGGCGAAUCUACCGUGGAUUUACGAAUCACUGGUGGUUCAUUCAUUCCUGAGGGUCUUAUGGUAAGAGGAAAGGUCAAUAUUCUGGGAUGGACGAUUUCUGCGUUUGCUAAACUAUCAGAUUCGUCAAUUAAAAUAGAUCUAAAACCAGACCCAAUAAAAAUCUUGGAUCUGGCUACGAUCGUUAAAAGCCCAACUGAACCAGAAAAGGGACCUUCAUUCUUCGUCGAAGCCAAAAAGGAUCCAAUCUUUUUCGAAGCUUUUAUAGAAGGAUAUAUAGAUCUUUUGGGGAUCUUGGCCUACUGCCGGCUGAACCUAACGAUGACUCAUAUGGAGCUGGUAAUUCAAGGAAAUUUCCUGGGUCUCAUCAAGGCUGAAGUGUUCGUGUCAUCAGCCUUCAGUUUGACCUUCUUAGGCUCCAAGUUCUACUGCAAAGUCUCACUGGACCUAAAUGGAUUGAAUAACGCCCUAGAUGUCGCAGCUGAGGCUGUUAAAAGUGCUUUUAAUGAGGCUCAAAAGAAACUUGCGGAUGCAAGAUCUGCAGUCAUAAAGGCAAAGGAAGACUGUAAACGGAAGAUGGUACUCAAAUGUGACAACUGUAGAAAGCUUAAAUGUGCUCAAGCAGUAGUCAACUGUAAAGGGUUCUUGGAUAAAGCUGGAAAAUGGAUUGGUGGUGUUGUCGAUAUGGCUGGGAACUGGAUAAAAGGAACUAUAAAGAAUGUUGAUCAAGCUUUAGCUCCGGUUGCUAAUGCCAUCAAGAAAUUCUUCAAAGGCUGGAAAAGAAAGAGAGCAGUACACGACAUGCGCAAUGAGAACUUUGCACUUCAUAUCCGCCGACGCCGAUUUAUUAGUAAAAUAUUAUGCGAAGGCCUGGUUGGCGGUGGCUGCAGUUCUGUAUCUAACCUUUGUGAAGGAUCCUGCCACCUUGGGGACCACAUCGGGAAAGGCCUGUGUAACGUUUUAGACAUUGCAGUUGGCCUCCUGAAGUUAACAGAGACGACCUGUAACUGGGUCAGCAAAGCUAUCAAAUACGUCCUAACACAGCUUUUCAGAGUCUACAGCAUCAAAUUUGAGUUUUCACUGGCUGCUUACGCACUGGGAGGGAACAGCAAUCUCAUAUUCAACGCAGCAUUCGACUUGAUGAUAUUUGGGAGACGUUUGUAUCUGGCAACUGAUUUCAACUUGAGAGAUGCGAUCGGUAGCCUGAAAAGGGGAGCAGAUAAAGCUACGGAGUGGUACAAGGAGAAAAUGAAUAAAAAGGGAGCAACAGACACUGAGGAGAAUUACUACGAUAAUGCAAAUCCUUACGCUGAUUUUGACAUGUCAGAAAUAUUCUUGAUAGAGAAUCAGCAAUCAGCCACAGAUGACAGACGCGGCGCUUGUUUUUUCGUUGAAUCCAAGACAGAUGGCGCUCUUAUCAAGGUAACAGGUUGUAAUGAUACAGAUGAGAGACAGAACUGGGCCUACACUAUGAAAGGACAAAUCAUGAAUACAUGGUCCCAGUUGUGUAUUGAUUCAAAUGGAGGGUCAAAAAAUUCCAGAUUGAAGCAAACCAAAUGUGAUCCGAGAAAAGAUGACCAGAAUUUUCAAUGUGAUUUGGCGGUUAGAUCUCUAAUGAGAAGGCGAAGCGAUCAGUGCUGGACACUGGGGAAGACAAGCUUGAAUGGACCUGGCUCUUUGGUUCAUCUUGGAUCAUUGAAGUGUAUUCAUCCACAAGGAGGAGGCUACAAUGUAGUCGAGGGAACAAAGCUGCUUAUUCAUUGCGGAUGCAGUGAGAGCAGAUUAGAAUUCGUCCUGCAAAAUGGUAAUUUGGUUCAUACCAAGAGUGGAAAAUGUGUGCGACCUAUGGGAGAAGCCUUGGAUGGUGUUGCACUUGGUCUGUACUCGUCUUGUGAGGGGCAUCAGUUUAGCUUCACUGCUGGAGGGUCUCUACAGCACGUUAGAAGCAGGAAAUGUGUCAACACCAGAUCUGGAAAAAUGAAAGCUGCGAACAAUGAAGAUAUGGUGCUUAGAAGCAAGUGCGAAAAUAGUGACACUUCCCUCACCAAGGAACAUCUUCUCUUCAGUUUCGUUCCGACUGAUCCAAGCGUUCAUCUCGAGAGGUGUACACAUUUUGAUAGAGCAAGGCUGGAUCAGCGGUUUGAGGUCAUGGAAGAACCAGCCGUUAGCAUUUGCAGCAAAUUCGCAAAGAAUCUUGCAUACAAGAAGGCAACAGAGCAGUCAAGUACUGAUAAAAAUGGAUUCAGUUACCGAGCUGUCGACGAAAACUAUUCGUCCCACUAUGAAGAUAAGUCUUGUGCACAAACCAAGAAAGAAAAGAAUCCUUGGUGGGCAGUUGACCUUGGAAGAGAGUACAUUGUCACUGAUGUGAUGAUUGUAAAUCGCUACAAUAACUUUGAAAGACUCACGAACUUUGAUGUUAAAGUCGGUGUUAGCAAAAACAACACAGAAAAUCCAACAUGUCACGACCGUGUGGGGACUGUGGGCAAGGGACAGGCUCUGAGAGUCCAGUGUGAUCCACCAAUCCCAGGACGAUACGUGUCAGUGCAGAUGUUCGGAGAAGGGAUUUUAUCCUUAUGCGAGGUUGCAGUGUAUUCCAGAGUUGGUGCCUUCGCAGAUUUAUGUCAACUCAAUAAUGGCGGCUGCUCACAGGUCUGUUAUAACCUGUGUAACCUGAAAGUCAAAUGUGGCUGUUGGCCUGGUUACACUCUGGCUUACGAUGGAAAGACAUGCACUGACAGAGAUGAAUGCCAAAUAAAUAAUGGUGGCUGUGAUACUUUAAAUGGCCUGUGCAUCAACACUUUGGGAAGUUAUCACUGUCAAUGCAAACAGGGAUAUCAAUUUCGAGAGAAUAGUGAAUUGAUUUGUGAGGAUUUUAAUGAAUGUCACAUGAACAAUGCCGGAUGUGAACAAAUUUGCAGCAACAGCAAAGGAAGUUUCAACUGUGAUUGCAGAGCAGGAUUCAAACUCAAGGCAGAUAAAAUGGGUUGUGAAGAUAUCGAUGAAUGUGCUUCGAUUGACAAGGGUGGCUGCGAGUAUAAAUGCAGUAACUAUGAAGGAGGAUAUUACUGCACUUGCCCUGCUGGUUAUCGACUGAUGGACGAUAAUAAGGGAUGUGAAGAGAUCUAUUGUCCAGUUUUAGAAGUCCCAUUCCGUGGUAAAGUUACACCAGUGAUCUGCACUGACGACCGUGCAAAUAUCAGACGUAACACUGUAUGCUCGUAUGGCUGUAAGACUGGACACCAUCUGGUAGGCGACGAUAAAGUGUUAAUUUGCCAGAUUGAUGGAAUGUGGAAGGGAACUGUUCCAUUUUGCAAACCGGUUGUGUGUCCGAAGUUGGCUUUACCAGAAAAAGCUGGAGUGAUUCCAGUUUCAUGUUCAGAAACAGAUGUUGAGUACGGAACAGAAUGUGUGUUCCACUGUGAUGAUGGCUUUGAACUAAAAGGUCCACGGUACACCACAUGCAAAGAAGAUACUUCAUGGAGUGAGAUCGCACCAUUGUCUUGCGUAAAAGUCGACACAGAUCCAUGGAUCGAGUGUCCAAUCGACAGAGUAGAAGAUCUUGAUCCAGACAAGUCCACUGUGGUGCUUGGUUACAAGUGGCAACUUCCACGAACCAACAUGAAGAACGUGACAGUAUCGCCUAGCAACUACGAUGAGAAUUAUCCAUUCUCUGUUGGCAAACACCGAGUCACAUGGAUGGGUGCGAGUGAAAGUGGAUCACAGCUUAGCUGUAGCUUCUACAUAAUUGUGAAUGACGUAACCCCACCCUCAGUCCAAGGUUGUCCAGCCUCAUUCACAGACGUCACCGACUCUCAUCAAAAGAGUGUCACGUGGGAAGAGCCAAUAUUCGCUGACAAUGUAGGCGUUGUCAGUGUGUUAUCCAAUCGUCAGCCAGGUUUCGAGAUGGAUACCUUUACGUCGAUAAAUAUCAGAUAUACUGCCACUGAUGCAUCAGACAAUGAAGCGUUCUGCACUUUUAAUAUCACAGUGGAGGGUUCAACUUGUAUGACCAUUAAUCCUCCAAGAAAUGGCACAGCUACGAAGAUGGGCUGGUUCCUUCAGCUAAAAUGCAAUCCUGGAUAUUUCUUCAACCCUCCUCCCUCAGGAUCAUUUGGUCUUUUCCAAAAUCACGUGUACAGGUGUCUAGGAAAUAAGUGGGUAGCACAGAGUGAUGGAGUGUCCGUGUUAACAAAAGCACCAGAUUGCGUGGCUCACGCAACUUCUUAUGGCCGUUCGUUUUGCAAGGAAGGUAGCAUUUCUAUGGAAAGCAUCUGCGUUAACUGCCCGCCCGGAACAUAUAGCGACAGCCAUAGCAACACAUGCGUAGAAUGCAACCCGGGAUUUUAUCAGGACCAGGAGGGAAUGACAGAAUGUCAGCCAUGUCCAAAAAGUUAUUCACACAUUAUAAAAGGAUCUAAAUCGAGUGAUGAUUGCAAGCCAAUCUGCAGACAUGGGCACUACUCUGUUAAUCACGGCAUGGCACCGUGCGUGGAAUGUCCAAAGGGAACAUACCAAAACAGAGAACAACAGACUAUGUGCCACGCGUGCCCAGUAGGAUCGAUUACAACUAACGUGGGAAGUGUUUCAUUGUCUGACUGCUUCUCUCAUCUCCGUAUCAUGAUGACCAUCCCGGAUUCUGAUCAUGUCGUGAAUGAGGAAACAACCAUUACGCUCGCUUGUUACAUUGAGGGCAUCCCAACUCCAGCAAUAACAUGGACCAAGGUUGAUGAGGAAAUUCCUUCUGGGCGGCUCAAAAUCCGUAAUCUCUAUGACGCUGAUGCGCAUUUAGAUGGCAUUGAGUAUUACAUUCACGAUGCUGUUGUUGCCGAUUCUGGUACAUAUGAAUGCAAGGCUACAAAUAAACAUGAAUCAGUUAGCAAGCAAGUGAGAAUCGAAGUAUUGGCCAAGUCUUCAUCUGGCGCAUUGCCUUAA
Messenger RNA from Pocillopora verrucosa, 6468 nucleotides. RefSeq lists its product as uncharacterized. Gene Ontology annotation, cellular component: cell surface. Gene Ontology annotation, biological process: signal transduction. The record is from RefSeq and is a predicted model, not a curated record. Lineage: Eukaryota; Metazoa; Cnidaria; Anthozoa; Scleractinia; Pocilloporidae. Gene Ontology annotation, molecular function: calcium ion binding.